Mesorhabditis belari is the source of this 396-nucleotide messenger RNA. Lineage: Eukaryota; Metazoa; Nematoda; Chromadorea; Rhabditida; Rhabditidae. The record is from the annotation of a GenBank genome assembly.
AUGAGAAAAGCUUGGCAAAUCUCAUUUUUAUUCUUUUCUUUGCUCACUCUUUCGUCUGCUUGUGAGCUCAAAUUGCAGAUAAAGUCUCGGUAUGUGGGAAAAAUCUUUGCUCAAAUCGAGCUCCCGGAUGGAUCGUCGAAAAUUAUGAGAUUUCCGAGAUUCGGCUCAACAAGGACGAUUCCAUUCUCGGCGCAAAUCUGCGGUCUCUACAUGACAUCGAUAAAAACAUUCAAAAAAACUCCUCGAGGAUUAGAUGGAGUCGAUCCGAUAGGGGUAGUUCAGCACAAUUUGGAUGGUAAAGGGACAUUGCGAUACGAGAUUUCCACCGAUGGCUCACCCCGUCUCAUCGGAAGAGAUCUUUCUGUUUGGUGUGCAUUCGGGAAAUGUCCUUUCGCU